Molecule: messenger RNA, 4011 nt
Organism: Diaporthe batatas
Lineage: Eukaryota; Fungi; Ascomycota; Sordariomycetes; Diaporthales; Diaporthaceae
Exons: 3
Coding region: 578-3844 (1088 amino acids)
Biological process (GO): regulation of transcription by RNA polymerase II
Cellular component (GO): mediator complex; core mediator complex
Molecular function (GO): transcription coregulator activity
Source: RefSeq, a predicted model, not a curated record
CAUCACCACGAUACCAUAGACCAGGUACCUCUUUAUCUAUGACCUGCGGUCACCAAACCUUGUCGCAUCCCGCGUUUUGAUUCAAAACGUUCACUGUGGGCCAUCAGCCGGAUCUAUUUCUUCGUGGCCCUUCCUCCCCCGUCCUGCAGGUCCCGCGAGGACCCCGUCGCUGUCGUCAAUCGAACCGCCCGAGUGAAGAAAGGCGCGCGUUGCCUCGACCGCGCCCGCUACCACGCCCGCGCCCGAUCACCACCCUUACUGCCGAGAUUCUUGCGAGGGUGCCAAACGAAUGGGGGCCUAGGGACGUGUUCCACCUGGGGACUCCCACUUGUCAACUCUGCAAGGCGGACGUUCUCAACAGUGCCUUUGGUUUGCGACCUUGCUGCGUCACUACGUCGACGGCCGGGUGCCAUUUCGCAUCUCCGCGACCGGCAUCUGCUGGCCUCCCAGGGGCAUCUUCCAUCGCGACUGCUCGUCACGCUUUCGACUGGCCAGGAUAUACGGGACUCAGACCCAGCAGACGGCAGGGUGAGAUCUCACGAAUGAGAGUCUCGCCCUUGGAAAGGAGGCUGUCAAGAUGGAGAUUGGGACGCAGAAUGGGGCGCGCACCGACCAUGACAGAGACUCGAAGAUGAACGGGAUCAAUGGCGCGGGCAUGGUGAAGCGCGAGCCUUCUCCAAACAAGGCGAAGGGAGGCGCAACACCGAUGACGAAUGGAUACGAUACUCCACUGGAAGCAGAUGCGCUAAAGCAAGCACAAGCAGCCUCGAGCGCGACAGGGCAGACCUCUAAGAUGGACAACCUGCCACCCGAGAUCGCACACAUCACGCAGAACUUCAUCGGAAUUCCGUUCCUGCUGCAGCGGCUGGCGCAGAAAUCACAUAAUGACCUCCAGUCCAAGAUCGAAGAGCUUGCCAAGAUCCUCAUACCACAGGGGUCUAUGAAUGGUAGCGCAGGCACGGCGGAAGACAAUUCGGAAGAGAAUCAAAACAAGAAGGCCAACUUGCUGAGCUUCAUCCAAGACAUGCACGGAAAAUGGGUCAAGGCCCUGGUGAUCUCAGAGUGGAGUAGGAAAGCCGGGCAAGUCAGCAAGCUGAUCGAUCUCAAUGUUCACAUCAACGAGCAGUUGGCGAAAUAUGACCAGGGCUUGGACUUCAUGGGUCAUAUCAAGAGAGGCCUCUACCAGGCGCGGCUACCAGACCCUGAUCUCAAAACGGCGCUUCAAGUUCUGUCCACGGGACAGGCGCCUUGGUUCCCUGAGUUUGGUUACAUUGAACCCCCUCCGUUGACUACGGCCGAACAAAUGAAGUGGAUCAACGAGCUGAACACUCUGUUAUCUGUGAGGCUUAAUCUUGAGGACCACGACAAGAUCCCCAGCCAAUUCAGAGGCUACACCAUCGACUCAGGUCGCGUCACUUUCAAAGUUGACGGGGAGUUUGAGGUGGAUCUCACGAUUGCCGACGAAGACUUCGAGAAGCAGUUCUGGUUCAUUGACUUCCGAUUCACAUUCUCGCCAGCGCCUCAAGACCUGACCGAGACAUUGAGGAUGUUUCUGGAGAUGAGUGUGAACGAGGCACUUGGCACUGACGGCCUACGGGGCUGUUACGAACUUCUUCACGAGCUCACUCUCACGCACAAGAUCAAUGAGCUUCGAAGACAGGCUGUACAGCUCAGCCGCGGCCGCUGGAUCGAGAAUUUGAGGGUCGAGCGAUUGAACCGUGCCCUCUCGAUACAGUACUGGACGAACCGUUUCCCCGCGAACUCCAACGCUGUUCCAAAGAGCUGGAUCAUUGUGGGUGUCAACAGCGGGAGAACAUCAAAAUCCAACUCACCACCAAAAACGAACCCUACUAGCCAUCUCGAACUGAGAUGGUUCCAGGACGGAAAAGAAGUUUGCGACGUGAACGUAGCAAUCGAUAACCAGGACAUCUCUGCAGAGGCACUUAUCAAGAAGAUCGUCGCGAAACAUGUUGGGAACAUUUUGUCAUCGAUCUACGACAAGCUUCUUUCCAAGCCACGCUUUGAGAAACGGCAAGCAUCGGUAUCGCUGAGCAUCGACAGUCAGGACCCAUCGGAGUCGGCCUUGGUGGUUCAGCUGACCCAUGCGCAGUCCCUGACCGUGCGAAUUAACCCAACCACAGGAAUGUUCAACAUGGAGCCCGCUGCGCAAUCAUACGUCUACAAGGGCGAAGCAUACCUCAACCAGAGAUCUCGAAACCUCGUAGAGGAUGCCGUUAUGCAAAUCGAGACCAUAAGGUGGCAGAGCGAAUUUGGCGAGCUCGUCCGACUGGGUCAAGGCCAGGGCUGGCACAUGUCUCGACGGCCGGUCGGUCCAGAAGAGGUCAAGCGGCUACACGCCUCCCGGGAGCCACACAACAUGCUGUGGCUCAAGCGCGAAGGCUGGACUGCUUCUUGGUACCUUGUCGUCUGUCUGAGCUUGGCCGGCGACACUUGGUGGCUGGUAGAGAUCGAUGCGCCCAACAACCCCACAGUGGAUUCGCCAAAACCUCGAGGUAACCAGUUCGCUUCUAGGAACAACCUGAUCGCUGAGCAGUCGACUGUUCGGCUCAAAUCCUACACACCUAUUCCGAUUACACUUACGAACCCCAGCUUCUCUGUCCCGUUCUUCACCGACCUCACCACGCUCACCACGGGUAUGAUUGCUCAGAUCAGCGACAUUACGACCCUACGCAAGAGCAGAAUUCGGUUUGCGGUCAAGGCCGCGAUCAACCCGUACUUGUCCUCUCGCACCAGGCUGCCGUCAUUGUUUGUCAGAUUUGCUUCCAUUCUCCCACCUCAGGGUGGCGAUCACGGGGCCCAGCGCACGAAAGAAUUGUGGGCUGGAGAAUUCGUCGAGAUCACAUUUCGAGGUGUUCGCAGUCCUGCAUCUGCCUCUAGCAAACACUUCGCCGUCUCUGCCGAUGUCAAGGUCCUUGUCAGAGACAAAUCCAAGUUCUCGCUUCUCAAGGGUCACGUCGAUCAUGAUGUCUACUACAACGCCCGCACUGGAUCGUUCAAGCUACAUCUGCGGACCGAGAUCGGAAAGUCCUUCAUCGACGUCCUUGCUACUCGUCUCAAGGCACUCGAUAGAUUGGUGGAGUUUGUGGCUGCGAUCAAUCGCCGCUCAGACACAGUGAAGUGCGAGAGCGUCACACUUCGCAAAGUCGUCUUCACCUACGGGCCACCGAAUUCGGAACAGCCGCCCGUGGAUGGGCAGACUUCGACCCCCUGGAGGGUCGUACUGGAUCUUGCCAAGAGUGACAAGGUCAGCGUCACUCUCGAGAAGGGCAACCCGCACAUCCGGGUCCGGGACAUGCUCGACUCGCUUGUGAAUUCUCGAGAUGGAUUCGAGCAGCUGCCAUUCUGGCUCCAGACAUCGCUGAAUCUCCAUCGGGCCCUCGACGCGAUGGAGGAGUCGUGGGUCGACGUCGCCAUGGACAACCAGGGCGAGCUCCAGAUCGAACCACGCACCCUGGACGUCUACUAUCUUUAUUUUGAGCUGCCCGCGCAGGCGAACAGGCCCGCACGCGGUCUACGCCUCAGAGUCAGAUGCAGGUCGCGCCGCGGAGAGCUGUGGUGGAGCGUGGAGCGCCCCCCCCUCUCGGGCGAGGCCCCCCGGAAGGACAGCGACGAGUUUGACGCGGCCCUGCAGCCGGUCUUUGACUCCAAGGGCGACGGUUGGAUGGGCCACGGCAAGUCUGCCGUUGCCAAGACCGCGGGCAGGGGCAUCGAGGAUCUGAUGGCCAGGGUGAGCGAUGCCUUGAAGGGUCUGGCCACCAGCGGAGGCGGAGGGGCUGCGCAACCAGCUGCCGGCUCGCAAGGCGCGGCGAUAGUCUUGGACUAGAAAAGGGGUGAAGCGGUCGCAAAAAAAGGCCCGGGGGGCCCAUGAUACGAUUGAUAGCUUGAUACCAUGACGUGCCCAAAACGAUAGGGCUUAUAAUGAAUACGUUGCUUUCGGCAAUGGAUCAAUAGACCAUAAAUAGUCAAAAUGACAGCCUAUUGACAUUGUCG